Messenger RNA from Eufriesea mexicana, 1565 nucleotides. Its product is annotated as Sex combs reduced. Gene Ontology annotation, biological process: anterior/posterior pattern specification; positive regulation of transcription by RNA polymerase II. The coding region runs from base 145 to 1263 and encodes 372 amino acids. Gene Ontology annotation, cellular component: nucleus; nucleoplasm. NCBI's taxonomy places the organism in Eukaryota, Metazoa, Arthropoda, Insecta, Hymenoptera, Apidae. The record is from RefSeq and is a predicted model, not a curated record. Gene Ontology annotation, molecular function: RNA polymerase II cis-regulatory region sequence-specific DNA binding; DNA-binding transcription factor activity, RNA polymerase II-specific. The transcript is spliced from 2 exons.
UAACGACAGUGCGCGUACCUUGGCCGCCACGCGGAGACCAGAUCUGAGAUCAACGGUGGUGUUGUUCGUCGUGAAAAUCGAGCCAUACGCACGUGUGGAACGAUCGGUAAAGUGACGUUGACGACGGGUGCACUCGCGUGAACCAUGAGUUCCUAUCAGUUCGUCAAUUCGUUGGCAUCGUGCUACGCGGGCCAGCAGGCGCAACAGCAGCCACGAGCCACGGCCAAUUCACCUGGAGAACCGAUGCAGGCGGCAUCGCCCGCGGGUGGUGACUAUUACAACCCGAACGCAGCCGCGACCAGCUACCCGGCACCGUGUUACUCUCCUCAGCAACACUAUCCUCAGCAUCCGUACGCCACCCCUGCGUCCGGCAUGCAGCACACGGCACCCACGGGUAUGAUAGACUACACGCAGUUGCAGCCGCAGCCGCGACUCAGCGCGACCACCACCUCGCAGCAGCAUAGUAUGCACCAGCAGUCGCAGCACCAUCCGCAGCAGCAUCAUCCUCAGCAGCAGCUCCAUCAGGACCCGACGACGCCGCUUCUCCAAGCCGCGUCCGCGCCAUCCGCACCGUCCACCUCGAGCUGCAAGUACGCCGACUCGACGUCCUCCACCAGCGUCGCGUCGCCUCAGGAUCUGACCACGUCCACCUCGAGGAACAGUCCGACCCCUCUGGUGGCACCAGGCACCAGCAAGGCCGCGUCCGGUCUCACCUCGCCGCCAGGAAGCUCGUCGAGGUCGUCGGUCGCAGCAUCCGCUGCCUCUCCAGCCAGCGGAAGUUCCAGACCCGUGGCAGAGGGAAGCUCCACGUUGACCACCGCGUCAUCCGCCUCCUCGCCUGCAUCCUCCACCUCCAGCACCUCCAGCACCGGCAACAACACGUCGAACAAGACCAACCCCACCGGCAACGAACCGCCGAAGAUCUACUCGUGGAUGAAGAGGGUGCACAUCGGACAGAGCACGGUGAACGCGAACGGCGAGGUGAAGCGGCAGAGGACGUCGUACACCAGGUACCAGACGCUGGAGCUGGAAAAGGAGUUCCACUUUAACCGCUACCUGACGAGGCGGCGCCGCAUCGAGAUCGCGCAUGCCCUCUGCCUGACGGAACGUCAGAUCAAGAUCUGGUUCCAGAAUCGGCGGAUGAAGUGGAAAAAGGAGCACAAGAUGGCGAGCAUGAACAUUGUACCGUACCACAUGUCGCCGUACGGCCACCCUUACCAGUUCGCGCCCCACCCAAGCCAGUUCGCUCACUUGGCCACAUAGGACGAGUUCUCGCCCGCCGAGCUCGGAGCACACGCUGUCCGGUUCCCCGGGAUGUACGGCGAGCAGAACUUCUAAAAGGCUUUUUUCCGGCUCUCGGCCCGGCCGCCGUCACCAAAGACUAUAGCAAGUCUCGCGUGACCUGCCGGCCCGGGACACUUCACUUCCAGUAGGACACGUGGUGAGACCCGACGAGGUCUGACACAGGCCACCGAUGCCUCGACGGAUUGUCACUCGUCAAGCAGAAUUUCUACUUCUCUUCUUCUUUCGUCUUUUUUUAUAUAUUUUUUUUUUUUGUUUUACUC